AUGUCAGUGUCUGGAGAAACGCGCUCACAGGGGACCCCUCCACUAGCAGAGCAGAUGUUGCACAUUUACGAUGGAGUUCAGAGUAAAAACACACACUCACCAGUCGCAGGGGUUCUUGAGCUGCAAUUAUCAACGUGGCUGGCAAUAUUCAAGCAACAGGGUUUUUUGCAGGUUGCUUUCAAGAUGUACCUUGGGGUCACACCCAGUGUGAGCUGCUGUAGUGCCGCGGGAAAUGAGUUCUCCUUAAUCCUGGACAAAAACCCACUAGUGGACUUCGUGGAGGAGCUGCCAGCAGAACGAGCAUCACUUUGCUACUGUAAUCUCCUCUGCGGGGUGAUUAGAGGUGCCUUGGAAAUGGUUCACUUAGCAGCAGAAGUUACCUUCGUCCAGGACAGGCUGAAGGGCGACGCUGUGACAGAAAUAGGAAUUACAUUUUUAAGGAAGGCUGAAGACAGAAAGCACAAAAGAAGUAAAUGA
Molecule: messenger RNA, 477 nt
Organism: Eurypyga helias (sunbittern)
Lineage: Eukaryota; Metazoa; Chordata; Aves; Eurypygiformes; Eurypygidae
Gene: TRAPPC3L
Product: trafficking protein particle complex 3-like
Exons: 4
Coding region: 1-477 (158 amino acids)
Biological process (GO): endoplasmic reticulum to Golgi vesicle-mediated transport; intra-Golgi vesicle-mediated transport
Cellular component (GO): cis-Golgi network membrane; cytosol; TRAPP complex
Source: RefSeq, a predicted model, not a curated record